This is a messenger RNA of Arabidopsis arenosa, 2364 nucleotides long. NCBI's taxonomy places the organism in Eukaryota, Viridiplantae, Streptophyta, Magnoliopsida, Brassicales, Brassicaceae. The record is from the annotation of a GenBank genome assembly.
AAAUUUCAAUUUAUAAUCUUCUAACUCAAAAGAAGAUCUAUCAACUAUUAUGGAGAACAGCUCGUCCUUCAAGAAAAACAAACCGCCAUCGUGCGGAUCACUCGUAACCAUCCUCAGCAUCGACGGCGGUGGAGUUAGAGGAAUUAUCGCCGGAGUGAUCCUUGCCUAUCUCGAAAAACAACUUCAGGAACUCGAUGGAGAAGACGUGAGGCUUGCUGAUUACUUCGACGUGAUAGCUGGAACUAGCACCGGUGGUCUUGUGACGGCGAUGUUGGCUGUACCGGACGGGACCGGUCGACCUCAUUUUGCGGCCAAAGACAUUGUGCCGUUUUACCUUGAACAUUGUCCCAAGAUAUUUCCCCAGCCCACAGGCGUGCUUGCUCUGUUACCGAAGCUCCCAAAGCUUCUGUCUGGUCCAAAGUACAGCGGAAAGUACCUGCGAACUCUACUAAGUAAGCUUCUUGGAGAGACAAGACUUCACCAGACACUCACAAACAUUGUUAUACCUACCUUUGACAUCAAGAAACUUCAACCCACCAUUUUCUCCUCUUACCAGCUGUUGGCUGACCCUGGCUUGGAUGUCAAGUUAUCAGACAUAUGCCUCGGCACAUCAGCUGCUCCCACUUUCUUUCCUCCUCAUUACUUUUCCAAUGAAGACAGUCAAGGCAAGAAGACGGAGUUUAAUCUCGUUGAUGGCGCGGUUACUGCUAAUAACCCGACUUUGGUGGCAAUGACUGCUGUGUCUAAGCAGAUUUUGAAGCACAAUCCUGAUAUGGGUAAGCUCAAGCCGUUAGGUUUUGACCAGUUUCUCGUUAUAUCGAUAGGAACAGGAUCUACAAAAAAAGAAGAGAAGUACAGUGCAAAAAAGGCUGCAAAAUGGGGAAUCUUAUCUUGGUUAUAUGACGAUGGAUCUACUCCGAUAUUAGACAUUACCAUGGAAUCAAGCCGGGACAUGAUCCAUUAUCACAGCUCUGUUGUGUUUAAAGCCCUACAAUCUGAAGACAAGUACCUCAGAAUCGAUGAUGAUACAUUGGAAGGAGAUGUAAGCAAUAUGGAUCUAGCGACAAAAUCUAACUUAGAGAAUCUUAAAAGGAUUGGAGAGAAGAUCCUGACAAACAGAGUCAUGCAAAUGAACAUCGACACUGGUGCAUAUGAACCUGUUGCUGAAAACAUUACCAAUGAUGAACAACUAAAGAGAACAGUCGCUUGUCUUCCUCCUUCGUACGGACAACUUGUUACCAUUCUUAGCAUCGAUGGUGGUGGAAUCCGUGGGAUCAUUCCCGGCACAAUCUUGGCUUACCUCGAAUCACAACUUCAGGAAUUGGAUGGUGAGGACGCAAGACUUGUGGAUUAUUUCGAUGUCAUCUCAGGGACAAGCACCGGAGGUUUGAUAGUGGCAAUGUUGACCGCACAAGGCGAAGACCAAAGCGGUGGUCAUAGCCGCAACCGCAACCGCCCUUUGUUCGAAGCCAAAGAAAUCGUCCCCUUUUAUCUCAAACAUUCUCCCAAAAUCUUCCCACAACCACGAGGGAUAUUCUGUGGUUGGGGUGAAACCAUAGUAAGACUUGUAGGAGGACCCAAGUUCAACGGGAAAUACCUUCAUGACUUAGUUGAAGGUUUCUUGGGAGACACAAAACUAACUCAAUCUUUGACAAACGUUGUCAUACCUUGCUUCGACAUCAAGAAACUCCAACCAGUUAUCUUCUCUUCUUACCAGGCGGUGAAUAAUCAAGCUAUGAACGCGAAACUAUCAGACAUAUGUAUAAGCACAUCUGCCGCACCAACUUAUUUUCCGGCUCACCGAUUCACCAACGAAGACAAUGAAGGAAAGAAACAUGAAUUCAACCUCAUUGAUGGUGGUAUCGCUGCCAAUAACCCGACGUUAUGUGCUAUUGCGGAAGUGACAAAGCAGAUAAUUAAGAAGAAUCCAGCAAUGGGAGACAUAAGCCCAUUGGAUUUUACGAGGUUUUUGGUGAUAUCGAUUGGGACAGGUUCGAUUAGGAAUCAAGAAAAGUACAAUGCGAAAAUGGCGUCGAAAUGGGGAUUGAUAUGUUGGAUCAUUGAAAAUGGAUCAACUCCAAUUCUUGAUUGUUACAGUGAAGCCAUUCAUGACAUGGUUGACUACCAAAGCUCUGUCGUCUUUCAAGCUCUUCGUUCCGAGAAGAAUUAUUUACGUAUCGAUGUGAGUUUCUUCCUUAAUUAGGGUUCGAGCUGUCACAUCCCGAUUUCAUAUUAAUUAGUAACCAUAUAAUCGCAGACUAUAACUCUUUUGGUUUUGUUCAACUAAAUUCUGGAUUGUAUAUCAUUUUUGCUACUGAAUUUUCUUAAAGUCUGCAGUUUAGGUAUUAAAUUUGGUAAUUACUU